Homarus americanus (American lobster) is the source of this 1336-nucleotide messenger RNA. RefSeq lists its product as uncharacterized. NCBI's taxonomy places the organism in Eukaryota, Metazoa, Arthropoda, Malacostraca, Decapoda, Nephropidae. The transcript is spliced from 4 exons. The coding region runs from base 452 to 949 and encodes 165 amino acids. The record is from RefSeq and is a predicted model, not a curated record. Gene Ontology annotation, molecular function: peptidase activity.
UCUGCUGUGACAUGGAGUUACUACAGAGUUUUCUAUUGUUCGACGCGCAGCAUUGUUUGUGUAACAGUCAUCUUUGGAGUAUGCAAUAUUCCGCCAUAUGGUCUCUAUGUUUAAUGUUGUAUGGAGUGCUCUACCGAAUAUGAGGUGUUCUGGUGAUGCUAUACAAAAUACCCUGCUUUAAUAUAUUCAGUGCUGUGCUAUGCUGCAUACAUUAUACGCAGCUUGUAUCAUACGAAAUAUAUACAUUGAAGCACCAGUUUAUCAGUUAUGAGAAGAUGUUUUUAUUACAUUAAUCAUAUAAAAACUGACAAGACCAGAACUGAAGCUGACUGCCUAGCAAUGAAUCCGUGAGAAACUCCCACCAUGGCUGGCCGGGACAGAGGCAGCGCUCAAUUGAUGUUUAGAGGGUGAAGCACUGCGACGCUUCACCACUCUAAACAUUCUGAAAGGGAUGAUAGUGGUGAUGGUAGCGGUGCUGGUGGGGGUGACGUCAUCAGGCAAGGGACAACACGACCGUUGUGCCGCCACUCGCUACCGCCCAGACGCUCCUCUGGCAACCGAUGGGACAGUGUGGCUUUAUGUGUUUAAGCUGCAGGUCUGCAUGUGGCACUCUGGUGUGGGUACAAGAGCAGGUUACUGGGGAUACUCUGCCAGCGGCCAGUAUGCAAGCCGAGAUUAUUCUGAGGACAGGUGUAAUGGACCACUGGAAUACUGGUACAACCUUGGCUACACAAACAAGACUAAGAGAGAAGUCAACGAUAUUGUUAGCAAUUUGGUGCGAAAGUGCUAUCCCGGUUACAGUAAGUGUUGGAGGUUCAUGAUGUCUCACUACAGCACUGGUUACUGGAACUGUAAUUACUUCACUCAUCACCUGGCAAAGGCCCUGGGUGUAGUCAAGAAUUACCCAAGUUGGUUGUGGAACUCCCCAUGGCCAGGCUUCAGCUGUUAAAUUGUGAGAACAGAGGACUCUGGCUCCAGGUUCAGGGAGCUCUGCUAACAUGCAUCUAUAAUAGAGAGAUUCCUCUCAGUAAAGGCAACUCUCUCUAAGACUGAGUGACUUUCUACAAUCAUGAAUUUCUUGGUCUCCUAGAUUUAAGGUUAUUUCUUUGAGAUGUAACACCAUGAACAGAUUCAACUUCCAGGACAAAAAGACCCCAGUCGUCAUCUGUAGAUCAAGCAUCCAAGCCCCAUUCAGUUUUGUGGAUUAAACACUGGCCUGACACAAUCAUAUUCCACUGACAUAUUAUGAUCCUGCAUAGACACUUAGUACUAAACUGAUUCAACUCUAUUCUUUUAUCAGAAUAGAAAAUUAAAGGGUAUAAAGUACCUCAACUGU